This is a messenger RNA of Rubroshorea leprosula, 1593 nucleotides long. The record is from the annotation of a GenBank genome assembly. NCBI's taxonomy places the organism in Eukaryota, Viridiplantae, Streptophyta, Magnoliopsida, Malvales, Dipterocarpaceae.
CAGCGCAGUGCGCACCAUACGCACAGAUCCCACUUCCUACACCACUCAAAGACACUGAAACCCGAACCCCUCCGACCAUCUCUGGCUGUGUUAAAUCUCACCACUUUCUCUUGUGUCUUCACUAAUGGCUAGUAACAGGGACGACCCACUAACAUUCAGUAGCAACCCAUCCUCUUCCUCCUCUCCAAUUACAGUCUCUGAGCACCUUGAUAGCUAUCUUCAAGAUCCUGGUUCCCACAUUGGAAGCGCCUCUGGAAGCUAUCAGAAUGAAGGAUUGCUGGGUGACAGCGCCAGUGCAAGCAAUACCGAUGCAGAAUUUGGGUUCUCGAGGCCGGAGUUCAGGCAGAGCCCACUUUCCGGCACCGUGCAGUUGUACGAACGACACUUGUUUCUGUGCUACAAGAACCCAUCCGUGUGGCCUCCCAGGAUCGAGGCCGCGGAGUUCGAUCGAUUGCCGAGGUUGUUGUCGGCUGCUGUGUCGGCUAGGAAGAGUGAUAUGAAGAAAAAGACCCGGCUAACAAUAUGUGAGGGGCAUGAUGGAACUGAGACAUCAAAUGGAGAUGUGUUGAUUUUCCCAGACAUGAUCAGAUACAGGAGAUUGACCCAUUUUGAUGUUGACACUUUUGUUGAAGAAGUUCUUGUCAAGGAUGGUGAAUGGCUGCCGGGGACUCCUGAGCCACUAAAAGGUUCAUAUGUUUUUGUUUGUUCUCAUGGGUCUCGUGAUCGUCGUUGUGGAGUUUGUGGACCUCAGCUGGUUAGUAGAUUCAAAGAAGAGAUUGAAGUACAUGGUCUUCAAGGUAAAGUGUCUGUAAGCCCAUGCUCGCAUAUUGGUGGGCACAAGUAUGCAGGCAAUGUUAUUAUCUUUGGAUCGAAUGUUAAUGGAGAAAUCAAUGGACAUUGGUAUGGAUAUGUUACUCCAGAUGACGUGCCUUUGUUGCUGGAGCGACACAUUGGAAAAGGAGAAAUUGUAGACCGGCUUUGGAGGGGCCAAAUGGGUUUGUCAGAAGAAGAACAGAAGAAAUUUCAAGAACUAAGGCUCCAAGUGAAUGGGGAGACAAAUAUAGAUGGAAGCUCCAUGGAAGAAACACAAAGACAAGUAGCUGGGGAGAAAAUACCUGCAUGUACAUCUCAAACCGAAGGCAAUGGCUGUUGCCAGGGAGAUGAGAUUUCUUGCUGUCAGAACCCUGUUCUACCAGAAAAAGUAGAUGAUUGGGAUGCCAAAAGUAGUGCAGUAAAGUUGCCACUAGAAAAGAAGGCUGGCAAGAAACUAAUUUCCCAGAUCAAUAGUGGUAAAGGUGCUUCUGUGCGCAAGGUUUGUGCCACACCUACGUGGUUUGAGAGCUGGGAACGUGAUGAUACAUACGCCGCUCUUGCCGUUGUCUUUGCUGCAAUGUCAGUUGCUGUUGCCUAUGGCUGCUACAAGCAGUUAAAUUAGAAUUCUGGUUUGUAUUUACUUUGGUUUUAAUGAUGUGAUAAUUUAAGUUACCUAGUGCUUUUCCAUCUCAAGAACUAACUAUAUUCAUGUGCAUUCUGGCAAUAUUUGUGGAGUGGCUUGUGAAGGAUCUUCAUGGUUAAUUAAGGAGCAAGUAAUGG